UGUCUCCAAGAUUAUUCUUCCAUUUUGCAGCGCACACGGUUUACUAGCCCUUACCCAAAAUGCUCAGACAGUCUUGAGGGCCCAGAUGUUUUCUCAUCAUCCUGGUCAGACAGUGAACUGGAGGUUUCUAGUCUCUCUAGCUUGGAGCUCAUUGUCCUUCCUCCCCCACGGAUAUUCAGCCAUGGUGCUGUUGGAGUGACCCUUCCUCCCAAACCAAACAAGGGCAUGAACCGGUUUAUUAGCCGUAGUGAGGACCUACUUUUGAAGUCUGUUGAAGAGGAUCUUCCUAGCUGGAAAGGGUCCCAGGAGGGUAUCCGGUGCAUUUCCUCAGCCCACUCCAGCAGAAGUGGGGAGCGCUCAUUAGUCUUUAAGGAAGAGGCAGAAAUCUUCGCUCCCAGGGUGGAACAGCAUCUUUCUAAGUCUGUAUAUCCAACACAGGCACAUCCAACCAAGGGUAUCCUCAAGCAGACACAAUACCUGGGAGUACAUGCAAAGGACAGCCUACGCAAGUCCAAAUCAGCAGAGAUCCUGGGAUGGAGCCAGAGCCAUAAAACAAAGCCCAAGAGCAUGUUCUUGGACCGGGAUAGGAAACCAGGUGUGUCUCCCCCGCUACGUGAUGCCUCCAUGUCCUCUGCUUCACCAAGUUCAGUACUACCAGAAUGGAAGAUCCGGCUUCUGGAGGAAAAGCUUAAGUUCUCACAGUUCUUGGAUGAGAUUACAUACAGAAUUCUGAGCCCUGCUAGCUUGAACUUGCUGGGUUAUAAAAAGGAAGAAACUUCUAAAGGAACCCAGGCCCAGCUGAAUCCUUGUCAGCAACCUGAUCCCAAGGAGAAUAAGGGGAAGAAGCAGGAGAGGAGGCGACCAUGGGGGGAAUGUGCCACCCCACAGGACAGAGAGGCAAGGAGAGAGAAGAAAGUCAGGUCCAUAACAAGGCACACUUCUCUGAGAAAGGACCACCUGGAACAAGAGCCAGAGAAAUGGCAUGUGGACCCCAAAAUGGAAGGAGCACGAAAUAAAUGCAAAGGUUCUGAUUAUGGUGAUUCCAGGCAUAGCAGUGAGACAGAGUGGGAUGGCAGGAAUCGACAGGGGGUUCAACAACAGCCACUAUCCCACCACUCAGCCCAGCUGGAGCCAAGGACUCAGCCAAAGAACACUGUGAAUAAAUCAGGGCUGACAAAGGCUGGAAUGUCUACAGUUCAUAUGGAAAGUGAAAACAUACCAGUAUCACAAACUGCUUUUUUGGUUUUAUCACAAAUUAAGGAGUCAUUAUCAGAUGCUGAAAAAAUCAAGAUCUUAGAACAGCAGAAUGAAGACCUGCGCCGCCAUCUCACACAUACCACCCACAAAAUGGAGGCAAUGGAGGCGGAGUUUGAGAGUCGUCGGCACUACAUGCAGACAGAGAUGGGCCGAACACGAGACGAUCUGGAGAAGAUGAAAGACAAGUUUCGAAGACUGCAGAACAGCUACACAGCCUCACAGAGAGCCAACCAGGAUUUGGAAGAGAAGCUUCAUGCCUUGCUCCGGAAAGUGGAAAGAGACAAGAAGACCAUGGAUCAAGAGAUAGUGGAGCUCACCAACAAGCUUGUGGAUGCUAAGAACACUAUUGACAAGCUGGAGGAACUGAAUGAACGCUAUCGGCAGGACUGCAAUUUGGCUGUGCAGCUGUUGAAGUGCAACAAGUCCCAUUUCCGGAACCACAAGUUUGCAGACUUGCCAUAUGAACUACAGGAGAUGGUGAAUAAGCACAUGAAGAGCAGUCUGCCUGACAAGACCCAGAGCCCUCAAGGAGCCCAUGGGCAGGACCCAGACACACUGAGUUUGACACCAGCUGAUGUGGUGCCCACCUCUGUCAUUGCCCGGGUACUUGAGAAACCUGAACCACUUGUUCUCAACUCUGCUCAGUCCAGCAGCAGUGGCCGGCCAGUGGCUGAGGAUGUGUUUGUCCAUGUGGAUAUGACUGGAUCCCAGAAUGAAAGUGCUGGCCGAGAAAAUGGGGGUCCUGGACAGACUAGGCUUAGCACCUGUACUGGACCUGAUCAGUCACAUCUUAAUGGAGUGUUCCGUAGUCCAGAUGGUCAGUCAGCUGACAGUGGGGCAGCACCCUCCUUUGAGAAGCUAAAUCCUUACCCUACACCACCUCCUCCACAUCCGCUCUACCCUGGCCGCAAAGUGAUUGAGUUCUCCUCUGAUGAUAAGGUAAAGAUCCCUAAGAACAGCCCACUGCCUAACUGCACAUAUGCCACACGCCAGGCCAUAUCCCUUAGCCUGGUACAAAAUGAGGAGGAGGCUGGAGAACGGCAACGUACUGUCCCCAACAGCCCUGCAGUGUCUGAUGGAGGUUGGCGUUCUGGGACUUCCUCAUCUUCAGGCGGAGGGCAUGCAUCACAACCACGAACGCCUCAGCAGAGUGAUUUCACUGACCCUUUGUCUAGCCAGUCAAGUCCCUUCAGCAGCCCACCACAGCCACCGAGUGCCUUUGCCAGCUCAGGUAGCUCUGAGGAGGACUUGCUCACCAACUGGCAGAGAAUGUUUGUGGAGAAGAUUGCACCAUCCUCAGAAGGCACCCUGGUUAACCGCACCUCCUUUAGCAGUGAGACAGUGAAGGAACUCCAAAUGAGUCGCAGCAGCAAGUCCGGUAGAGGAGCUUCAGACCGAGGGAUCCUGCGUGGAGCCUACUCAGAUGGAGAAGAGGGCUCCUCAACUCAAAGCUGGACGGCCAGCAGAGAGUCCAGCCUGGAUACUGAUACAAGCAGCAUCGCAGACCUACGCACCAAAAGGGGUCAGUAUGGUGCUACCUUUUCACAAGAGGAGAGUGAGCAAUUGCUGAUGGCUCUUGACAAUGAUGAUGGUGCUAGUGGUGACACAAUGGUCAUGGUGGAGUCCAGCCCAGCCUCUGCAAAGCAGCCAGAGUUUGCUGAAGAUGGUGGUUCUGUAGGCAGCCCAGCCGAAGAGCGAGACGUCCUUCCACAGGACUUUCCCAUCAUCAGUCCCCGGGUCCUUGCCGGCUUGGAGGAUUACACAGAAAAGCCUCCCUCUCACCGCCACCAGAGUGGCUCCACCCGGCCUCAGAAGAGCCCCAAAAGGAUGGGGGUUCAUCACCUGCACAGGAAGGACAGUCUUACCAGGGCUCAAGAGCACGGAAACCUGCUGGACUGAGAAAGUGGCUAGCCCCUUGCUCCUUACUUCACCUACAGUGCUCUUCUGCUUGUUAGAUCACAAGUCUUACCAGGCCAUAAAGGGAAGCAGGAAUCACAUUGGUGAUUGAUCAGCUAAUGCCCAAGCUGCUUUCUUUUAUGGGUUAUUACUGUAACUCUUGAGCCACUUCUCAGAAGCAAGAAGCUAGUUGUGGUAUUUACAGUACAGAUUAAGGUGGUAAUCAUACCUUUUAAGAAGUCUGAUGUACUUCAGUUAUCCUUUAAGAAUGUGAGAGUAUGUAAGAAGUUAAUUUUUCCAUGCUCCAACAUCUUCUGGACAUCUUCAAGCUGUGGUGUAAAUUAUGAGAAGAAUACAGGAUAUAGCCAUAUAAAGACACCUCUGUAUUUGGCCAAUGUAUUGUAAUGGGGGACAUCCAGAUGAAACAGCACUUUCAACUUGUUGCCGUAAGGUACUAGAAUACCACAGAAACUGGAAGCAAAGACCCCUUUUUUUGUUGAAGGGUUUCAAAGUGAGAGCCGUGUACUUCUAAAGAUUAAAGAAUGAGAUGGUGCUCCA
Molecule: messenger RNA, 3711 nt
Organism: Pangasianodon hypophthalmus (striped catfish)
Lineage: Eukaryota; Metazoa; Chordata; Actinopteri; Siluriformes; Pangasiidae
Gene: tjap1
Product: tight junction associated protein 1 (peripheral)
Exons: 7
Coding region: 226-3156 (976 amino acids)
Biological process (GO): Golgi organization
Cellular component (GO): trans-Golgi network
Source: RefSeq, a predicted model, not a curated record